Aspergillus niger is the source of this 531-nucleotide messenger RNA. RefSeq lists its product as uncharacterized. The record is from RefSeq and is a predicted model, not a curated record. The transcript is spliced from 2 exons. Lineage: Eukaryota; Fungi; Ascomycota; Eurotiomycetes; Eurotiales; Aspergillaceae. The coding region runs from base 1 to 531 and encodes 176 amino acids.
AUGCUUAACCACAAUGACUUUUUACACGCAAGAAUAAUUAGUGAAAAGAAUAGUGAGUUCAUGAUUGCAAUCAUCAUCACGUCACACAGUACUCCAGUACCUGAAGAACCUGUCAUGGCCAGUAGCCGCCACCAUUCAAAACAAAACGUGCAUCACACCCUCAUGCCCAUCUCCUUGCUUAAAAUCGAAAUUGCUUUAUACUCCUAUCAAAGACACGGUCUACGCUCAGAUAAGCCCACUAACUACCACCACCUUCCCAUCAAACAUCCAUCUCCGACUCGAAUGUCCAACAAGGAGCGAGCACGCCAGCCACACUCCAAAAGCCACCUAAUCUCCAUAGUCCGUAUAAGCCACACAUCACAGCCACAUAGUACCCCCAAAAGUAAUCCAGUCAUUAGAGGCAACAAAGCACACGCAUUCUGCCUAAAGCCCACACCCGCACUUGCACUACCAACCGGUGAGGAUUACCUUAUCCUGGAAAUAAAUGCCACGAAUACUACUUACUACUCACAGCCACACACCUGCAGUUAA